CUCAGUUGGCAUUAAGCUUUCACAGCUGACGGACGCGAAAAGGUUUCCCUCCAACCGGCAAAGUUCGCGUAUUUUUAAUAAUUUAUCAAUUCAGUAGUUCAAGGUGUUUCGCCAAGUACUUAAUUUACCAUCUGUACUUAUUGUGAUGAUUUACUAUAAUUAUAAAUCAUAAUAUUGUUCAAAGUGUGCCCAUAAUCUUCCAACAUUUUUGCUGUGCGUGGGACUUCAAAGCUUUGUGUGUUUGUUUAUGCAAAGCUUUCUUUUGGCUAAACGCGUGCUGGCUGCGGAGCUUCAUUAAGUGAGGAGUUGGCUGUUGGAUUUGUUGGCUUUGUUUGGACGUUGGCAACAUCGACGCCGUUAUGGAUUCACCUACACCGCCAAUUGUCAUCGAAGAUUCAAACGGUUCAGCAAUGGAUGCCUGUUUCACGGCAUUUGACAAAGACGGCGAUGAUCGUCUCAAUCUGUCUGAAUUUUCUUUAAUCUGCCGUGCCCUAUUCCGGAAUGAUAAAGGACAUAUCUAUGAUGUUCCACCGGAGCGCCUGGAGCAGAUCUUUGCCGUUUUCGAUACGAAUGGCGAUGGAUUCAUCGACAGGGAAGAGUUUAAAUUCUGCUGGAAUCAGUGGAUAAAAACGAUUGUGCGACCGGUGAACGCGUUCCUCAUUGUUGAUGUACAAAAUGAUUUUAUAAGUGGUUCCUUGGAUAUAAGUAAUUGCAGUGCACAGCAGCAAGGACACGAGAUACUGGAGCCCAUCAACAAGCUGCUGGAUACGGUGGACUUUGAUGCCGUCUUUUACUCACUGGACUGGCAUCCCAGCGAUCAUGUUUCAUUUAUUGAUAAUGUCAAAAUGCGAGCCAUGGACGAGUCGUCGGCGUUGGAUGCGGACUCUGCCCAGGUCUUUGACACGGUCAUCUUUGCCGGACCGCCGCCAAUGAAGCAGCGCCUGUGGCCGCGUCACUGUGUGCAGGACUCCUGGGGAGCCGAAUUGCACAAGGACCUCAAGGUGGUGGACCAUGGCAUCAAGGUUUACAAAGGCACCAAUCCAGAGGUGGACUCGUAUUCGGUAUUCUGGGACAACAAGAAACUCUCGGAUACCACCCUAAAUGCCCAACUGAAGAUGAAGGGUGCCACGGACAUUUACGUUUGCGGACUGGCCUAUGAUGUGUGCGUGGGUGCCACGGCUGUGGAUGCUUUGUCCGCCGGAUACAGGACCAUUCUCAUCGACGACUGUUGCCGUGGAACGGAUGUACACGACAUUGAGCACACCAAGGAGAAGGUGAACACCAGCGAUGGCGUUAUCGUGCACACUAAUGAGGUCAAGGCCAUGGCUGAGGGUCGAGAUCGCCGCCCCGAGCUGGGCUACAAGCUGGCAAUGGAGCUGAAGAGCCCCGACUCGGUUCUUUCGCAACGCAAUGGUUUCCGACCCACAUACUAAAUUUCGAAAAUGGAAAACGGAAAACCCAACAUCACGCUAGGCUUCUCUGUUCAUGGAUUCAAAAAGAUAAAGAAAAAGAUAAAAGGCUUUUAUGUAGUUAACGGUUAGAGCGUUUUCGAUUAGACUAGUUUAGAACACCUGUGAAGUGCCUCGGUAGUUGGCUAGCUUUUGCUAAAGACAUUCUAGAAUUGGUAACCUCUUUUGUAAGCCUGUUAUCCAUGUGGAUUUUACAUGACAUUACAGUACUAACCAUCUUGCCGUCGGAUAUAAUAGGUUUAAACAAAUGACGUUUAAGUAUUACAAAGCUCUCUCUAUAUACCCCAAAACCAGCACCCUUAAAUGCAAUUCCAAGAGCAAAAGAGUACUAAAAGGUUCUUAAUGUUGUGCGAUGCACCUGUUUUAAUUAAAAUUGAUAUUAUAUAUUAUACAAACA
Drosophila serrata is the source of this 1866-nucleotide messenger RNA. It is a transcript of the gene Naam, whose product is annotated as Nicotinamide amidase. Lineage: Eukaryota; Metazoa; Arthropoda; Insecta; Diptera; Drosophilidae. Gene Ontology annotation, molecular function: calcium ion binding. The record is from RefSeq and is a predicted model, not a curated record.